AGGUACACUCAUCUUGUGGCCUCAUCCACACCGCCCGCACCGCCCACCCGUCUCUCACCACCGCCCACCGGCUCCUCCCUUGCGUUUAGCAAGCAGGCACGUGAGAGUGCCAGUGCCGGGUGACCUGUUGCUUGCUGUUGCACUGCCAGGCAUGCAACUCUUCACUUGCUCGCUAGUUUUCUUCUUCGGCUUUACUCUUUUCUCGAGUACAGCGGAGGCCAGAGAUUUGAGUUCAUCAUGGGUGAGGUUGCCUCCGGAACCUCGCUCAAACCCCUUGCCUUCCAUGUACCACCCCAGUGGUAACGACCCCAGUGACGACCUCCUGUCCCUCCUCUACGACGUGUAUCCAGCACACACUGCCACUGACAUGGUUCCCCGGGAGAGAGAGGAGCCUGUGUUCGGCAGUCAAGGAGAGCCUAAGAAAGAGUACUUCCCCCAGCCGGACAAGAGAAGCACAGUCGAGGGGACGGAGGACAAACAUACGCAUAAACAAGAGGAAGAUAAGAGGAACAAGAGAAGUGUGGACAACCAGCAAGAGGGAGAGGCGCAGAAGGAUGAUGCUCCACCACACACACCUCCUGCAGCUGACAACUAUAACACUCAGGCCUGGUGGUGGCCCUUUGUUACAGUUCGACGGUCACCAUUUACACCUCGUCUGGGUAAACGUGGAAAUGACCUGGACAGCGAUAAUUUUACUUACGACAACGACGACCUGGCCUCACUGGAGUACCUGCAGGAAGACCCUGAAGACUACCUGGUAGGAGGGAAUAACGAAAUGGAUGAGGAAAUGUGGCCAUCCCCGGUGCUGAGUGAGGAGGAGGUAGCAACAGCAGCAGGGAGUCCUGACAAACGGGCCGACUUUGCUUUUUCUCCAAGACUCGGAAAAAAGGCAGAUUUUGCGUUCAGCCCAAGACUAGGCAAGAAGGCAGAUUUUGCAUUUAGUCCACGACUAGGCAAGAAAGCAGAUUUUGCAUUUAGUCCACGACUAGGCAAGAAAGCAGAUUUUGCCUUCAGCCCAAGACUAGGCAAGAAGGCAGAUUUUGCAUUCAAUCCAAGGCUAGGCAAGAGGGCAGAUUUUGCAUUCCGUCCUAGACUUGGCAAGAAAGCAGAUUUUGCGUUCAGUCCAAGACUAGGGAAGAAAGCAGACUUUGCAUUCAGUCCACGACUAGGCAAAAAGGCAGACUUUGCAUUCAGUCCAAGACUAGGUAAGAAAGCAGACUUCGCUUUCAACCCAAGACUUGGCAAGAAAGCAGACUUUGCUUUUAGUCCCAGACUUGGCAAGAGAGAGCGGGAGGAAGACAGUGGGGAGAGACAGCCCUCCAGGACCCAGGCCUAUAUCUCUCGCCCCUCUCGACCUUAUUUCUCCCCCAGACUAGGGUAGGCCUACCACACUCAAACUAUAUAAAAAAAACUAAAUAUUGUUAACCCCCUUUUCUUCUCACUAUACCCAGAGUUAGUCAUGUUAUUAUGAAGGAAAUAAAUCUAUUACCAAGUUAUGUGAGGCUGGGGUACAGUAUUACGAGCGCAGUUUAAUGAAUGACUAGGCUGGUUUGGUGAUGAACAGUGAGGCUGGCUUAGUAAUAAAUAGUGAGGCUGGCUUGGUAAUGAAUAAUGAGGCUGGCUUGGUAAUAAAUAGUGAGGCUGGCUUGGUAAUACAUAGUGAGGCUGGCUUGGUAAUGAAUAUUGAGGCUGGCUUGGUAAUAAAUAGCAAGGCUGGCUUUCUAACGAUGAACCUGCUACUUAUUCUAGCAUAUCAGGGGACAAUACCACCUCCGGUCAACAUAUCUCUUCCGUACUGUAUAUUUGAAGCAUGACUGUAAAUUAUCUUUCAGGGUACUCAGAGCAUCAAACCAUUACUGUGAACAAUGAAUAAAUAUUAUCUUUAUA
Cherax quadricarinatus is the source of this 1887-nucleotide messenger RNA. RefSeq lists its product as uncharacterized. NCBI's taxonomy places the organism in Eukaryota, Metazoa, Arthropoda, Malacostraca, Decapoda, Parastacidae. The record is from RefSeq and is a predicted model, not a curated record. Gene Ontology annotation, molecular function: neuropeptide hormone activity. Gene Ontology annotation, biological process: neuropeptide signaling pathway.